UUCAUCUGCUCUCUUCUUCUUCUUCUUCACUGAGCGUGUCUCAUGCGAUUCCAGCAAAGGGGAAACAAAAAGAAACCAAAAAAAUACCCACACUUUGCGCGAUCGGCACGCAAUUUUACUUCCAAAAUCCUGAGCGGACGACGAUUCCGCCUUCACGGAAAUCAGCAGGUUUACAAUUUGAGCUCUCAAUCGCUCCAAUCUGUUCAGGACAUAUCCCUCUAACAGGUUGGUGCCCUCUCUUUUUCUUAAAACCCUUCCGGCACUUAAAAUUUAUUGCUGGAUUUCGUUUUUACUCAAUCGAAACCAAAAAAGCCAGCUAUUUUGCCAUCUGGGUGCCAUUUUAGGGUUUUAAGGGUUUGUCAAUGGCGGACCAGCCGGUUUCGAAUAUCUACGAGCCUGCUUCCCAGGGUCAUGGCGACGCGUACACUUUUCUGGAGUUCAAUACGCAGGGAGACGAUUUCGAUUACCCAGAAUUUACAGAACUCAGCCAGCCCAUCAGGCCACCCGUUUGGGCCGACGGGUCGCAACCCACCGAUGGAAAUGAUCUAAUGGGUGUUGUCAAUUCUGGAAUUAAUCUCGGCACAGAUGUUUCGAACGAUGGUAAACCGAGGAACAACCUUAACCAGGUGGGUAUAGGGGCCGAUGCGCUUGUGGAUAAUAUGAGAAGCCUUAAUUUCGAGGAUGCAGGGUGCGAGGACGAUGGCAAUGAUUAUUCUAAGAGGGAUACUCCCGAACACGCCUGUAAAUAUUGCGGGAUUCAUAACCCCGCAUGUAUUGUUCGCUGUAAUGUACCGUCAUGCAGGAAGUGGUUCUGCAACUCCAGGGGGAAUACUUCAGGUUCUCACAUUGUCAGUCACCUGGUUCGAGCAAAACACAAGGAAGUUUGCCUUCAUAAAGACAGUCCCUUAGGGGACACUAUUCUGGAGUGCUAUAAUUGUGGCUGCCGAAAUGUGUUCUUAUUGGGAUUUAUCUCUGCUAAGACAGAGAGCGUUGUAGUUCUAUUAUGCAGGGAACCUUGCUUGAGUGUCAAUGCUCUAAAGGACAUGAAUUGGGAUCUUAGCCAGUGGUUACCAUUGAUUGAUGAUAGAUGCUUCCUCCAGUGGCUUGUGAAGGUCCCUUCAGAGCAGGAACAACUGAGAGCACGCCAUGUUACCGCACAACAAAUUAACAAACUAGAAGAGCUUUGGAAAACAAGCCCUGAAGCUACUCUCGAAGAUCUUGAGAAACCUGGAGUAGAUGAUGAGCCUCAGUCAGUUGCUUUAAAGUAUGAAGAUGCAUAUCAGUACCAAAAUGUUUUUGCACCCUUGGUGAAACUUGAGGCAGACUAUGACAAGAUGAUGAAAGAAUCUCAGAGUAAAGACAAUAUAACUGUUCGCUGGGAUAUUGGUCUCAAUAAGAAGCGUAUAGCAUAUUUUGUAUUUCCAAAGGAGGAUAAUGAACUACGUCUGGUACCCGGCGAUGAGUUGCGCCUGCGUUAUUCCGGGGAUGCAAAUCACCCUGCCUGGCAGUCUGUUGGGCAUGUGAUUAAGCUGACUGCACAAGAGGAGGUUGCACUUGAGCUGCGGGCCAGUCAGGGUGUUCCUAUUGAUGUCAUCCAUAAUUAUAGUGUAGAUUUUGUGUGGAAAAGUACAAGCUUUGAUCGAAUGCAAACAGCAAUGAAAACAUUUGCUGUAGAUGAGACUAGUGUUAGCGGUUAUAUAUAUCACCGCUUGCUAGGACAUGAAGUUGAGGAUCCUAUGGUUCGUAAUACUUUACCACGUCGCUUUGGGGCGCCUGGCUUGCCUGAACUAAAUGCAUCUCAGGUCAGUGCUGUCAAGAGUGUUUUACAAAAACCUGUGAGUUUGAUUCAAGGUCCUCCUGGAACGGGAAAAACUGUUACAUCUGCUGCUAUUGUAUAUCAUUUAGCAAAGCAGGGUCAAGGCCAGGUCUUGGUUUGUGCUCCUAGUAAUGUGGCUGUUGAUCAACUUGCUGAAAAAAUUAGUGCUACAGGUUUAAAGGUUGUCAGGCUAUGUGCCAAAUCAAGGGAGGCAGUGAGUUCUCCAGUUGAACACCUAACACUUCAUUACCAGGUUAGGCACCUAGAUACUUCAGACAAGAGUGAAUUGCAUAAACUUCAGCAAUUGAAAGAUGAACAAGGGGAACUAUCAAGUGCUGAUGAAAAGAAGUAUAAGGCAUUGAAGAGAGCAACAGAGAGAGAGAUAGCUCAGAGUGCUGAUGUCAUUUGCUCUACCUGUGUUGGUGCUGGUGACCCUCGACUAUCAAACUUCAGGUUUCGUCAGGUCCUCAUUGAUGAGUCCACACAAGCCACUGAACCUGAGUGCCUAAUUCCAUUAGUUCUUGGAGCAAAGCAGGUUGUACUAGUUGGGGAUCACUGUCAACUUGGUCCUGUGAUAAUGUGCAAGAAGGCAGCUCGUGCUGGUCUUGCACAGUCUUUGUUUGAGCGACUUGUACUCUUGGGUGUUAAGCCUUUCAGAUUAGAGGUUCAAUAUCGUAUGCAUCCAUCUUUGUCUGAAUUCCCUUCAAACAACUUCUAUGAAGGCACACUUCAGAAUGGUGUAACUGUAAUCGAGAGACAAUUAACUGGAAUUGAUUUUCCAUGGCCUGUGCCGAAUAGACCCAUGUUCUUUUAUGUGCAGAUGGGGCAAGAAGAGAUAAGUGCAAGUGGCACAUCUUAUCUUAAUAGAACCGAAUCUGCAAAUGUGGAGAAGAUCGUAACAACUUUUUUGAGAAGUGGUGUAAUUCCUGGCCAGAUUGGGGUGAUCACACCAUAUGAAGGACAGCGGGCAUACAUUGUUAAUCACAUGGCCAGGCAUGGCGCAUUGCGUCAACAGCUUUAUAAGGAAAUUGAGGUUGCAAGUGUAGAUUCAUUUCAGGGCCGUGAAAAAGAUUAUAUAAUAUUGUCUUGCGUAAGGAGCAAUGAGCAUCAGGGUAUUGGAUUUUUGAAUGACCCCAGAAGGCUGAAUGUUGCACUUACACGAGCUCGCUAUGGUAUUGUUGUUUUGGGAAAUCCCAAGGUUUUAAGUAAGCAACCCCUUUGGAAUGGUUUACUCUCUCAUUAUAAGGAAUAUGAGUGCUUAGUAGAAGGGCCACUGAACAAUCUAAAGCAGAGCAUGGUACAGUUUCAGAAACCAAAGAAGAUUUACAAUGACCGAAGAAUUUUCCCUGGGGGUGGGCCAACUAAUGUUCCUGAUAGCUUCACUGGUGGGGUAGUGAAUGAUAAAAGGAAUCCUCGCGCAAGAGGCAAUUCAUUCAUGCCAUUUGGGCAGUUACCCAAUGGCAGUCACAAAUCUGGGGUGCACCCAUCAGGCUUUCCUUUUCCACGGGUUCCUGUUCCACCAUACCCUGGAGCACCACUUGGUCAACCUUACGCAAUUCCUUCACGAGGUGGUGUCCAUGGAGCAAUAGGUGUUCCUCAAGGGCCACAGACAGGUAACAGAGGAUUUGGUGCAGGGCGUGGAAGUGCAGGUGGUCCCAUUGGGGGGCAUUUACCACAUCAAGGAUCGCGUCAACCAAUUGGAAGUAUAGGAUCUGGUUUCAACUUUGCUGGUCUUGAAAAUCCAGCAAGCCAGACUUUAGUUGGAGGUCCGCUGUCUCAAACUGGAUUAUUGACUCAGUUGCCAAAUCAAGGAUUGAGUCAAAGCUUACGAGAUGGCUUUUCUCUUGGGGAUAUGUCUCAGGAUUUUCUUGGGGAUGAUUUCAAGAGUCAAGGAUCUCAUGUGGCUUACAACGUAGCGGACUUCAAUACUCAGGCAUCCCAAGGUGGAUAUGGUGUUGAGUAUGUCACUCAAAACACGCAAGGUGCCUUCCCUGGAGACUUUAUGAAUCAGAAUUCUCAGAGUGGGUACUCAGUAUCGAAUACUGGAAAUGACUUCAUUUCUCAGGACUAUAUGCCACAUGGGUCUCAGGGCCUCUUUACUCAGGUAGGUUUUAAUGAUCGCUCACAGGAUGAGUCAUCACAGUCUCACUUUGGCUUAGCUGGACCACUUCAGUCACAGGGGCCACUUAAUCUGUACUCACAACCAUUUACUCAGUAUGCCCACCCACUGAACCAGCAAGCCCAGCAGCAGCAGGCACAGCAACAAGUUCCUCCGAAUCAGAGGCAUCGGUAGAAUGUUAUUUAUAUGCAAUGUCGUGAAGGAAUAGCGACUGGUCUUUGUGUUUGGCCUUCUUAGGGUGCCUGUGGUCCUGAAUGAGGCUUUCACCAAUUUCGGGCAGCAGGACUUGCCAGGUUGCAACUGCUUAUAUUGUAUGACUGCACCAUUCAGGCGGUGGGGGUAUCUGAUCUUUUUUAAAACAUAAAAGAAGCAAACUACAAGUGUUCUUCCCAGUGGUGCCAGUUGUGGCAAAAUAUUUUUGUUGGGCUUCAGAUUUUGGGUUUUGCCCUGUCUUGAGAUAUUGAACUGGUGAAAUGUGCUCUAACAUUCUCAAAAUUUUAACCUCUUUAUGGAUGAGGAGUCUUUGCACGAGUGUUUGGCCCAACUUGACAGCAUGUAAAAUAACUUCAGGUACAUCCUUGUAUUCUUGUAACUGGUAGGGAUUUUGCUGGCCAUUUUGAGAGCCAUCGCUGCGAUGUUGAAGUCCUUUCAGUCUACUUGCACGCAUGCUUUAGUACAGUAGUGUUGAUUCCGUAGUGUCUGAUCAUGAUGUAAUUAGUGAUUUAUAACCUAAUUACAUCAUUAUUACAAAGCCCACAUGACAAGGAUGGUUUCUGUCAAAUAAUGUUCGAAGCAUUGAUUGUUUGCUAACCAUGACUUUUACACAAGGGAAUGUACUAUUAUUGGAUCAGAAUCUGGGGUUUGGGUUGUCGUUUGUGGACAUAUUCAUUUCGUGGGAACUAUGACAUUGCUUCUGGUGUUACAGGAUGAUAUAUGACUGCUAUGAUGGCACUGCAUAAUUUUGCAGGCCGUACGCUAUAUAAAGAAAUGUGGGCUAAAUUAUAAAUGGAAAUUGAGAUGUGGUCUUUACUAUGA
Molecule: messenger RNA, 4970 nt
Organism: Cryptomeria japonica (Japanese cedar)
Lineage: Eukaryota; Viridiplantae; Streptophyta; Pinopsida; Cupressales; Cupressaceae
Product: regulator of nonsense transcripts 1 homolog
Exons: 29
Coding region: 363-4109 (1248 amino acids)
Biological process (GO): nuclear-transcribed mRNA catabolic process, nonsense-mediated decay
Cellular component (GO): cytoplasm
Molecular function (GO): RNA helicase activity; zinc ion binding; RNA binding
Source: RefSeq, a predicted model, not a curated record